AAUCAGCAUCAUUAGCUCUGCUCUGCUCUUCUUUCCUGAUUGGCGUGACAUGCGUCAGACACCGAUAAUGACUUGAUUUUUGUUUGAAUUUCUUGUCAAAACAUGGCUGAUAACAGCGACACAGAGAGCCAGAGCACCCAAGCGGUUGCAGAGGUACCGUCUCUGGUGAAGUAUUUGCGAAAAAUCGUGCCCUUGUUAUUGGAGGAUGGCGAGGCCUCGCCAGCGUUGGACAACGCCCUUGCAGACAAAUCACGCGUCGAGUGUAUGAAGAAAUUUCUCUCAGACACUCAGACACAAAGUCUUCUUGUCGAGCGGAACGUAAAUAAGGAAGAAGAAGAUGAUGAGACAAGUGUGGCAUCUGAUGUCACUGAUGCAGAAAGUGAAGUCACAUUCAACAUCUCUAGUGAAGUUCACUUUACCAACACCAAAAUGACAGGUGUUGUUUUCCUGAAGCGUGGCACCAUCAUUGAUGCAGAGAAGUCCAUACCCAGCCAAGUCAGAGUCAUCAACUUGAGUGAAGGGUCACCGUUUGAGACACUUCAUGCCUACGUCAGCAAUGCGAUGGCUCCCUACUUCAAGUCAUAUGUGAGGGCUUCUGGCAAAGUGGACAGAGACGGUGACAAAAUGGCUCCCUCUGUUGAAAAGAAGAUUGCGGAGUUGGAGAUGGGCCUUCUACACCUGCAGCAGAACAUUGACAUCCCUGACAUCACCCUGCCUAUCCACCAGGUGGUAUCCACCAUGAUUAAGAACUGUGCCAAGGAGGGUCGCAAGCCAAAGGUCAAUGACUUCAUGGACAAGGUGGAAGAUUCCGUGUUCCUCAACAACUUGCAGCAUGGCGUCAAUCGAUGGAUCCGAGAAAUCCAAAAGGUGACCAAACUGGACCGUGAUCCUGGCUCCGGCACUGCUCUUCAAGAGAUCAGCUUCUGGCUGAACCUGGAGCGAGCCCUCAUGAAGAUUCAGGAGAAGCGCGAGAGCCCCGAGGUGGCCCUGACCCUGGACAUUUUGAAGCAUGGCAAGAGAUUCCACGCAACAGUCAGCUUUGACACAGACACAGGGCUGAAGCAUGCACUAGCCACAGUGGCUGAUUACAGCCCAUUGAUGAAGGACUUCCCAUUGAAUGACCUCCUCUCAGCCACCGAGCUGGAUCGCAUCCGCAAUGCACUAGUCAGCAUCUUCAGCCACCUGCGUAAGAUCCGCAACACCAAGUAUCCGAUCCAGCGAGCACUGCGAUUGGUGGAGGCCAUCUCGAGAGAUCUCAGCAGUCAGUUGCUCAAGGUUCUUGGUACCAGACGCCUGAUGCACAUCAGCCAUGACGAGUUUGAGAAGGUCAUGAAUGCCUGCUUUGAGGUCUUCAGCACCUGGGACGAUGAGUAUGAGAAACUGCAAGGCUUGCUGCGGGACAUUGUCAAGAAAAAACGAGAGGAGAGCCUCAAGAUGGUCUGGAGGGUCAACCCCGCCCACAAGAAGCUGCAGGGUCGCCUGGAACAGAUGCGCAAGUUUCGUCGACAGCACGAGCAACUUCGUGCCGUAAUAGUCCGAGUCCUGCGCCCAGCUGUGACACAGGUUGCAGGGAGUCCAGGUACCACACCCGACGAGCCACCAGGAAACAUCAAUGAGCUGAUAAUGGAUGCUGCUGAUGCCAAUGCCAUUGAAGAAGUGAAUUUGGCCUACGAGAACGUGAAAGAGGUGGAGAGCCUGGAUGUCAGCAAGGAAGGGAAUGAGGCAUGGGAGGCAGCCAUGAAACGAUAUGACGAACGCAUCGACCGCGUGGAAACACGUAUCACUGCCCGUCUGCGUGACCAGCUUGGCACAGCCAAGAAUGCCAAUGAGAUGUUCCGCAUCUUCUCGCGAUUUAACGCCCUCUUUGUGCGACCUCACAUUCGCGGUGCCAUUCGUGAAUACCAGACGCAGCUUAUCCAACGUGUCAAGGACGACAUUGAGUCACUGCACGACAAGUUCAAGGUCCAGUACCCACAAAGCAAGGCGUGCAGAAUGAGCAAAGUCAGAGAUCUCCCUCCAGUGUCAGGUUCCAUCAUCUGGGCAAGACAGAUUGACCGCCAACUGAGUGCUUACAUGCAUCGUGUGGAGGACGUCCUUGGCAAAGGCUGGGAGAAUCAUGUGGAAGGCCAGAAGCUCAAGGCAGAUGGAGACAGCUUCAGAGCCAAGCUUAACACCCAGGAACUCUUUGAUGACUGGUCCAGGAAGGUUCAGAUGCGCCAGCUGGGUGUGUCUGGUCGCAUCUUCACCAUCGAAAGCCAGAGGACCAGGCAAGGAGGCAAGGGCAACCUCUUGAAGCUCAAAGUCAACUUCUUGCCAGACAUCAUUACUCUGUCCAAAGAGGUGCGGAACUUGAAGUGGCUAGGUUUCCGUGUUCCCCUGGCCAUUGUCAACAAGGCCCAUCAGGCCAACCAGCUCUACCCCUUUGCCAUCUCCCUGAUUGAGAGCGUGCGGACCUACGAGAGAACCUGUGAGAAAGUGGAAGAGAGACAGACCAUCACGCUGCUGGUAGCUGGCUUGAAGAAGGAAGUCCAAGGGCUAAUCGCAGAGGGUGUUGGCCUCGUGUGGGAGUCCUACAAGCUGGACCCUUAUGUGCAGAAGUUGGCCGAAGCAGUCUUCAAUUUCCAAGAAAAGGUUGACGACCUCCUUCUGGUUGAAGAGAAGAUUGACAACGAAGUGCGAUCCUUGGACCACUGCGACUACAAUGCCAAUAUCUUUGCCGAAAUUCUGAGCCACAUCCAGAAGGAAGUGGAUGAUCUCAACCUGCACUCUUACUCCAACUUGCCACAGUGGGUGGCCAAGCUAGACAUGGAGGUUGAGAAGAGAUUGGCACGACGGCUGCAGGCUGGUCUGCGAGCAUGGACCCAGUGCCUCCUGGGCAAAGACACAGGCAUGGAGGACAGUAUGGACACAGAUGUCUCCAACAAACACAAGCCAGGAGGGGAACCCAAGAUCACGGGCAUGAUUCACGAGAUCCGCAUCACCAACCAAGUCAUGUACCUGUCCCCGCCCAUCGAGGAGGCACGCUUCCAGCUAAUGCAUCAGCUCUUUGCCUGGCAACGCAUCAUCACUGGCCAGAAGCGCCUGGAGAGCUCUCGCUACCAAGUAGGCAUCGAGCAGCAUGAGUCCAACAAGACCGCCGUCUACCGCACACUGCUGGCUAAACUACCCGAGGGCAAGCAGGUCCUGGAAGAGCCCUACAAAGCCAUCGAUACCAUCCUCAAGCAGGUCCAGGAGUAUGUCAAGGAAUGGCUGCAGUACCAAUCCCUGUGGGACAUGCAGCCCCAUAACGUCUACACUCGCCUUGGAGAUGAGUUGAAACUGUGGAUGCAACUGCUUGUGGAGAUCAGACAAUCCCGCACCACGUUUGACAACGCAGAGACACGCAAGGAGUUUGGCCCCAUUGUGGUAGACUAUGGCAAGGUACAGUCCAAGGUCAACAUGAAGUACGACUCCUGGCACAAGGAGAUCCUGAGCAAGUUUGGCAACAAGCUGGGAUCUGAGAUGACAGACUUCCAUGGCUCCCUGGCUAAGUCUCGCACUGAGCUGGAGCAGCACUCAGUGGACACAGCCAGUACAUCGGAUGCCGUCAGCUUCAUCACCUACGUACAGAACCUCAAGAGGAAAUACAGAGCCUGGGAGAAGCAAGUUGAGAUGUACCGUGGAGGUCAGAAGCUGUUGGAACGUCAACGUUACCAAUUUCCCUCCAGCUGGCUGUAUGUGGACAACAUUGAAGGAGAGUGGGGUGCUUACAAUGAGAUCAUGAAGCGCAAGGACACUGCUAUCCAGCAACAGGUUGCCAGUCUGCAGAUGAAGAUCGUGUCAGAGGAUCGGACCGUGGAGGCUCGCACCACUGAGCUCUUGACGGAAUGGGAGAAGAAUAAGCCCAUCGAUGGCGAGCUGAGGCCAGACCUUGCUACCAAUGCCCUGACCAUCUUCGAGGGCAAGUUUGCCCGGCUGAAGGAAGACCGCGACAACAUCACCAAGGCCAAAGAGGCUUUGGAACUCCAAGAAAUUGGCGUGGCGAGUCCCAGCGAGGAGAGAGUGCAGGUGGCUCUGGAGGAGCUGCAAGAUCUCAAAGGUGUCUGGUGUGAGCUGGCCCGCAUCUGGGAGCAGAUUGACGAACUCAAGGAGAAGCCCUGGCUGUCAGUGGCUCCCCGUAAGCUGAGGCAGAGCCUGGAUGCACUGAUGACCCAGCUGAAGAGCUUACCGGCACGGCUGCGCCAGUACGCCUCCUAUGAACAUGUGCAGCGGGUCCUCAAGGGAUAUGCCAAGGUCAACAUGCUAGUGGUGGAGCUGAAGUCAGAAGCCUUGAAAGAGCGGCACUGGAAGCAACUGAUGAAACGGCUCAAGGUCAGCUGGGUGCUGUCAGAGCUGACCCUUGGCCUGGUGUGGGAUGUUGACCUACAGAAGAACGAGGCCAUUGUACGCGACAUCAUCAAUGUAGCACAGGGAGAAAUGGCCCUGGAGGAAUUCCUCAAGCAGGUACGUGACGUCUGGCAGUCCUAUGAGCUGGAUCUGAUCAACUUCCAGAACAAAUGCCGAGUCAUCCGUGGCUGGGAUGACCUCUUCACCAAGGUCAAGGAGCACAUCAACAGCGUGACAGCCAUGAAACUUUCCCCUUACUUCAAGGUGUUCGAGGAGGAUGCCCUAGCAUGGGAGGACAAACUGAACCGUAUCAAUGCCCUGUUUGAUGUCUGGAUUGAUGUCCAGCGCCGAUGGGUCUACCUGGAUGGAAUCUUCUCUGGCAGUGCUGACAUCAAGCACCUUUUGCCAGUUGAGACCCAGAGGUUCUCAAGCAUCAGCACGGAGUUCCUUGCCCUGAUGAAGAAAGUGGCCAAAUCACCGCUGGUGUUGGACGUGGUCAACAUCCCUGGUGUCCAGCGUUCCCUGGAGCGACUGGCUGACCUGCUGGGCAAGAUCCAGAAGGCUCUUGGAGAGUACCUAGAGAGAGAGAGGGCCUCCUUCCCAAGAUUCUACUUUGUUGGUGAUGAAGACCUCCUGGAGAUCAUUGGCAACAGUAAGAAUGUGGAGAAACUCCAGAAGCACUUCAAGAAGAUGUUUGCCGGUGUGGCAUCCCUGAACCUGAGUGAGGAUCUCAGCCUGGUCUUGGGAAUUGCCUCCAAAGAGGGAGAGGAGGUUGUGUUCAAGACCCCUGUGUCCAUCACAGAGCACCCCAAGAUCAAUGAAUGGCUGACCCUAGUGGAGAAUGAGAUGAGGGUGACAUUGGCUAAGCUGCUAGCUACGGCUGUAGUGGGUGUAGCCCAGUUCCGAGAGGGAGACAUUGAUGCAUCAAAGUACCUGGAAUGGGUGGAUCAAUAUCAGGCCCAGCUUGUGGUGUUGUCAGCCCAGAUCUCCUGGUCAGAGUCCACAGAUAAAGCCCUAGGAUCCAUAGCCCAGGGUGGGACUGGGGACAUGGCCCCUCUCAAGGGCGUGCUGCAGACAGUGGAGAGCACACUGCAGGUCCUGGCUGAUUCGGUGCUACAGGAACAGCCGCCAGUCAGACGCAAGAAGUUGGAACAUCUGAUCACUGAGCUAGUCCACCAGCGUGAUGUCACCCGUAUGCUGAUCCAGAACAAGACCAACAGCCCCACAGCCUUCGACUGGCUGUGCCAAAUGCGUUUCUACUUUGACCCCAAGCACACGGACGUCCUGCAGCAGCUGUCCAUCCAGAUGGCCAAUGCCCGCUUCAACUACGGCUUUGAGUACCUGGGUGUGCAGGACAAGCUUGUCCAGACACCACUGACUGACCGUUGUUACCUGACCAUGACACAGGCUCUAGAGGGAAGGCUUGGUGGAUCACCAUUUGGUCCUGCUGGUACCGGCAAGACAGAAUCUGUGAAGGCCUUGGGCCACCAGCUGGGACGCUUUGUACUGGUCUUCAACUGUGACGAGAGGUUUGACUUUCAGGCCAUGGGUCGCAUCUUUGUGGGUCUGUGCCAAGUGGGAGCCUGGGGAUGCUUUGAUGAGUUCAAUCGUUUGGAGGAGAGGAUGUUGUCAGCUGUGUCUCAGCAGAUCCAGACCAUCCAGGAGGCACUCAAGGAGAAACUGGGCGAGACCAAAUCCAAAGAGCGCAUCAGUGUUGAGAUUGUGGGCAAGCAGGUGCGUGUCAACCCAGACAUGGCCAUCUUCAUCACCAUGAACCCUGGCUAUGCCGGCCGCUCCAACCUGCCUGACAACCUAAAGAAGCUCUUCCGUUCCCUGGCCAUGACCAAGCCUGACAGGCAGCUGAUUGCCCAAGUCAUGCUGUACUCCCAGGGCUUCCGUAUGGCUGAGAAACUGGCCUCCAAGAUUGUGCCCUUCUUCCAGUUGUGCGACGAGCAACUGUCAUCACAGUCUCACUAUGAUUUUGGCCUGCGUGCUCUCAAGAGUGUCCUGGUCAGCGCUGGUAAUGUCAAGCGAGAUCGCAUCCAGAGGAUCAAGGAAGGGCUGGCUGAGCGUGGAGAGAAGGUGGAUGAGGGGACCAUCUCUGAAGGCUUGCCUGAGCAAGAGAUCCUGAUCCAGAGUGUGUGCGAGACCAUGGUACCCAAGCUGGUAGCCGAGGACAUCCCCUUGCUCCACAGUCUGCUGUCAGAUGUCUUCCCUGGUGUCCAGUACACUGAGGCUGAGAUGAAGGGUUUGAGGCGUGAGCUGGCCAAGGUGUGCCAGGAGAUGUAUCUGACCUACGGUGAAGGAGAUGAGAUGGGUACACAGUGGGUGCAAAAGGUGCUGCAGCUCUACCAAAUCUCCAACUUGAACCACGGCUUGAUGAUGGUUGGUCCUAGCGGCAGUGGUAAGAGUAUGGCUUGGAAGGCAUUACUCAAGGCCCUAGAGAGACUGGAGGGGAUGGAAGGAGUUGCUCAUGUCAUUGACCCCAAGGCAAUGUCCAAAGAAGACCUGUAUGGUAAUCUGGAUCCCAACACCAGAGAAUGGACUGACGGCCUCUUCACACACAUCCUCAGAAAGAUCAUAGACAACGUCCGAGGUGAGAUCAACAAGAGACAGUGGAUUAUCUUUGACGGUGAUGUGGACCCAGAGUGGGUGGAGAACCUGAACAGCGUGCUAGACGACAACAAGCUGCUGACCUUGCCCAAUGGAGAACGUCUGAGCUUACCUCACAAUGUGCGCAUCAUGUUUGAAGUGCAGGACCUGCGCUUUGCCACCUUGGCUACCGUCAGCCGCUGUGGCAUGGUAUGGUUUAGCGAGGAUGUGCUCAGUACGGAGCUUGUCUGUGAGAGCUUCCUGGCCCGCAUGCGCCAUAUUCCUCUGGAGGAGUCUGAGGACCUGGUCCCCACCAAGGAGUUGAGCAAGGGUACUGACAAGGACAAGGAUGGGAUAAUAUCCCCCCUCAUGCAGAUCCAGACUGACUGUGCUAACAUCCUGGCCCCACACUUCACCUCCGACGCUUUGGUCAUCCGUACCUUGGAGUAUGCCUUCACCCAGGAGCACAUCAUGGACUUCACCAGACUGAGAGCCCUAGGCUCACUCUUCUCAAUGCUGAACCAGGGAGUUCGCAACAUUCUGCAAUACAACAACACCCAUCAUGACUUCCCAAUGCAGCGGGAACAAAUGGAGAAGUACAUCACCAACUACAUGAUCUACUCCAUUCUGUGGUCCUUCACUGGUGACAGUAAGAUGAAGGCUCGUCAUGACAUGGGAGAUUUCAUUCGUAGUAUCACCACCAUCCCGCUGCCUCCUGCUUCACAACAGGCUAUCAUUGAUUAUGAGGUCAGCAUCACCGGUGACUGGAGUCCUUGGCAGAACAAGGUGCCCCAGAUUGAAGUGGAAACACACAAGGUGGCCUCCCCUGACGUGGUGGUGCCGACCCUGGACACCGUGCGGCACGAAGCGUUACUGUACACCUGGCUAGCUGAGCACAAGCCCAUGGUGCUCUGUGGGCCACCAGGUAGUGGCAAAACCAUGACGCUGUUCAGUGCCCUCCGAGCCCUGCCAGACAUGGAGGUUGUUGGUCUGAACUUCUCCAGUGCUACCACCCCAGAGCUGAUGUUGAAGACAUUGGAUCACUACUGCGAAUACAAGCGGACACCGAGUGGGAUCGUCUUGUCCCCCAUCCAACUCAACAAGUGGCUUGUGGUCUUCUGUGAUGAAAUCAAUCUGCCAGACAUGGACAAAUACGGCACACAGCGGGUAAUCUCUUUCCUGCGUCAAAUGCUGGAGCACGGUGGCUUCUACCGCACGUCUGACCAGAUGUGGAUCACCUUUGAGCGGAUCCAGUUCGUGGGGGCCUGCAACCCUCCCACUGACCCCGGUAGGAAGCCACUCUCACACAGAUUCCUGCGCCACGUUCCAGUGGUGUACGUAGACUACCCAGGUCCAGCCUCCUUGGCCCAGAUCUAUGGGACAUUCAACCGUGCCAUGCUGCGACUCAUCCCUAGCCUACGCACCUAUGCCGAGCCACUCACUAACGCCAUGGUGGAGUUCUACUCAAUGUCGCAAGAACGCUUCACCCAGGACAUGCAGCCACAUUACAUCUACAGCCCUCGUGAGAUGACUCGUUGGGUGCGUGGUAUAGUAGAAGCAUUGCGCCCUCUAGAGAACUUGUCUGUGGAAGGUCUGGUGCGCAUCUGGGCCCAUGAGGCACUGCGUCUCUUCCAAGACAGGCUUGUUGAAGAUGAGGAACGCCAGUGGACUGACGAGAACGUCGACGCGAUCGCCACCAAGCACUUCCCCAACAUCAACAAGGGUGAGGCACUGAAGAGGCCCAUUCUCUUCAGCAACUGGCUGUCCAAGGACUACAUCCCAGUGGAGCAAGAAGAGCUGAGGGAUUAUGUCAAAGCUAGGCUCAAGGUGUUCUAUGAGGAAGAACUGGACGUACCCUUGGUGUUGUUCAAUGAAGUCCUAGAUCAUGUGCUGAGAAUCGAUCGUAUCUUCAGACAACCACAGGGUCACUUGUUGCUGAUUGGAGUGAGUGGUGCUGGUAAGACGACUCUGUCUCGCUUCGUGGCUUGGAUGAACGGUCUCAGUAUUGUACAAGUCAAGGUUCACAACAAGUACACAGCAGAUGACUUUGAUGAAGAUCUGAGAGGUGUCCUUCGGCGAGCAGGCUGCAAGGAUGAGAAGAUCUGCUUUGUCAUGGACGAAUCCAAUGUGUUAGACUCUAGCUUCCUGGAGCGCAUGAACACACUGCUGGCCAAUGGAGAGGUGCCGGGACUCUUUGAGGGUGAUGAGUACACCACAUUGAUGACACAGUGCAAGGAAGGAGCACAGAGAAAGGGUAACAUGCUGGAUUCCAGUGAGGAACUCUACAAGUGGUUCACUCAUGAGGUGAUGCGUAAUCUUCACGUGGUGUUCACCAUGAACCCAUCAUCUGAAGGACUGAAGGACAGGGCAGCAACUUCCCCUGCUCUCUUCAACAGGUGUGUGCUGAACUGGUUUGGUGACUGGUCUACUCAUGCCUUGUACCAGGUUGGCAAAGAAUUCACCAGCAAGAUAGACCUAGACAAGUCAGAUUAUUGCCCACCAACCACUCUGCCACUUGCCUACGAAGGGGUCCCCAGCACACCAACCCACAGAGAAGCCAUCGUCAAUGCCUAUGUCUAUGUACAUCAGACGUUGCAUCAGGCCAAUGAGAGAGUGCAGAAACGAGGUGGACGGGUCAUGGCCAUAACACCCAGACACUACCUAGACUUCAUCCAUCACUACGUGAAGUUGUACCAAGAGAAGCGGUCAGACCUGGAAGAGCAACAGCUUCAUCUCAACGUGGGCUUGCAGAAGAUCAAGGAGACAGUGGAGCAGGUGGAGGAACUACAAAAGUCCCUGGCUCGCAAAAGCCAAGAGUUGGAAGCCAAGAAUGCUGCUGCCAAUGCCAAACUCAAGCAGAUGGUGAAAGACCAACAGGAAGCAGAGAAGAAGAAGGUGACAUCCCAAGAGAUCCAGGCUGCCUUGACUGUACAGACCGCUGAAAUUGGAGAGAAGCGAGAAGCUGUCAUGGCUGACUUGGCCAAGGUGGAACCAGCAGUACGUGACGCCCAAGCAGCUGUGAAGGGCAUCAAGAAACAGAAUCUGGUGGAGAUCCGGUCCAUGGGCAACCCCCCACCCCUUGUCAAGCUGGCCUUGGAGUCCAUCUGCCUCCUCCUUGGAGAGAACACAUCUGACUGGAAGGCCAUCCGGGGUAUCAUCAUCAGGGAUAAUUUCAUCAGUACCAUUGUGAACUUCAACACAGAGAACAUCUCUGAGGAGACCCGUGACAAGAUGAUGAAGAAGUACUUGUCCAAUCCUGACUAUAACUUUGAGAAGAUGAACCGAGCCAGCUUGGCCUGUGGCCCCAUGGUCAAGUGGGCCAUUGCUCAGAUCAGCUAUGCCGACAUGCUUCAUCGUGUGGAGCCUCUGCGCAAUGAGCUGGAUCGUCUGGAGAAAGAGGCCAAUAAGAACAAGAUCAAGCAGGAACAGGUCAACAAGCUGAUUGCUGAUUUGGAGCAUAGCAUUGCUGGCUACAAAGAGGAGUACGCCCAGCUCAUCAGCCAGGCACAGGCAAUCAAGAGUGAUCUAGAGGCUGUAGAAAUCAAGGUGAACCGCAGCACAGCCCUCCUGAGGAGCCUGUCCCAUGAGCGUGAGCGAUGGGAGACAGGCAGCGAGUCCUUCAAGGCACAGAUGGCCACCAUCCUGGGUGAUGUGCUCCUGUCCUCUGCCUUCAUGGCUUACGCCGGCUACUUUGACCAGCAGAUGAGGCAGAAUCUCUUCAACAGCUGGGCAUCUCACCUCCAAGCAGCUUGCAUCAAGUACAGAUCUGACAUUGCCCGUGUGGAGUAUUUGUCUAAUGCUGAUGAGCGCCUUCGCUGGCAAGCCAAUGCCUUACCCUCUGAUGACCUGUGCACUGAGAAUGCCAUCAUGCUGAACCGCUAUAACCGGUACCCACUCAUCAUUGACCCCUCAGGUCAAGCCACAGAGUUUAUACUCAAUGAAUACAAAGACAAGAAGAUUACCAAGACCAGUUUCCUGGAUGAUGCAUUCCGCAAGAAUCUGGAGAGUGCUCUUCGAUUUGGCAACCCACUUCUUGUACAGGAUGUUGAGAACUAUGAUCCUAUCUUGAACCCUGUGCUGAACCGUGAAGUGCGUCGUACUGGAGGUCGUGUGCUCAUCAGUUUGGGAGAUCAGGAUAUUGAUUUAUCACCAGCCUUCAUGAUCUUCCUGUCUACAAGGGACCCAACCGUGGAGUUUUCGCCAGACAUCUGCUCCAGAGUAACCUUUGUCAAUUUCACUGUUACUAGGAGCAGUCUGCAGAGCCAGUGUCUAAAUCAGGUGUUAAAAGCUGAACGCCCUGAUGUUGAUGAGAAACGAUCUGAUCUUCUCAAGCUCCAAGGUGAAUUCAACCUACGUCUGCGCCAGCUGGAGAAAUCCUUGCUGCAAGCUCUGAAUGACACUAAGGGACGUAUACUGGACGAUGACAGUAUCAUCACCACCCUGGAGACACUGAAGAAAGAGGCAGCCGAAGUGACUCGCAAGGUGGAGGAGACAGACGUGGUCAUGGCAGAGGUUGAGACUGUCUCUCAGCAGUAUCUGUCCCUAGCUCAGUCCUGCAGCAGCAUCUAUUUCACCUUGGAGGCUCUGAAUAGGGUGCACUUCUUGUACCAGUACUCAUUGAAGUUCUUCUUAGAGAUAUUCAACUCCGUGCUGUCAGAGAACGAGCACCUGAAGAACGUGAGUGAUCAUAAUUCACGCCUGUCCAUCAUCACCAAGGAUCUGUUCCAGGUAUGCUAUAACCGUGUAGCUCGUGGUAUGUUGCAUCAAGACCGCAUCAUGUUUGCCAUCCUCCUAUGCCGUAUAAACCUGAGGGGUGUCUCCAGUGAGGCCGACUACACUGCUGAAUUCCAGCACUUCCUGCGUGGUGCUGAGCAGACCAUUCAGACAACCAAACUGCCCAAAUAUGAAGGCAUGUCUAACGAGCAGGUAGAAUCUAUGCUUCGUCUGGCCAAACUCGCCAACUUUGAAGGCCUGCUACAGUUUGUUGAAUCCAAGCAGCCUGAAGACAUGUUUGGUUCGUGCAGCCGUCGGAAUUUCAGUGAGUGGUCAGAGAGUGUUGGACCAGAGAAUAAUGUCCCAGCCUGUUGGAAGGAGAUCACUCCACUGAGUUCCAUUGGUCAAGCUUUGCACCGUCUGCUCGUCAUUCAGACAUUCCGACCCGACCGUCUCCUGGCCUCCUGUCAGCUCUUUGUGUCAGCUGUCUUCGGGGAGCAGUUUCUCCACUCAGCUGAGCAAGAGCUGGAUUUGGCCAACAUGGUGGAAGAUGAGUUGAAGUGCAGUACUCCCAUCUUGAUGUGCUCUGUGCCUGGUUAUGAUGCCAGCAGCCGAGUAGAAGACCUGGCAGCUGAGGUCAACAAAGGCUUGUCUUCAAUUGCUAUCGGGUCUGCUGAGGGUUUCAGUCAAGCAGACAAAGUCAUCAAUUCUGCCUCCAAGACUGGAAAAUGGGUGAUGUUGAAGAACGUUCAUCUGGCUCCCCAGUGGCUGGUCCAACUGGAGAAGAAGUUGCACAGUCUGUCCCCACAUCCCAGUUUCAGACUCUUCUUGACCAUGGAGAUCAAUCCUAAGGUUCCAGUUAACCUGCUGCGUGCUGGCCGUAUCCUAGUCUUUGAGCCACCUCCAGGUGUUAAGGCUAACCUGCUCAAGACCUUCAGCACUGUCCCGGCAUCACGCAUGAACAAGGCCCCCAAUGAGCGUGCUCGCCUGUACUUCCUGUUGGCCUGGCUCCAUGCCAUUGUCCAAGAGAGGUUGACGUAUUCUCCUCUAGGAUGGGCCAAGAAGUAUGAGUUCAGUGAUUCUGACUUACGAUGUGCCUGUGACACCUUGGAUAUCUGGAUUGACACAGCUGCCAAGGGUCGAUCCAAUCUUCCCCCAGACAAGGUGCCGUGGGAUGCUCUGCAAACACUCUUGUCACAGUGCAUCUAUGGAGGCCGCAUUGACAAUGACUUUGACCAGCGUCUCUUGACCGCCUUUGUCAACAAGUUGUUCCGGGUCAGCAGCUUUGAGUCGGAGUUCUCUCUCAUCAAAGAUAUUGAUGGCAAGGGCAGGAAUGUCAACAUGCCGGAUGGCAUCAGGCGUGAGCAGUUUGUGCAAUGGGCAGAAGGACUUCCUGAGAACCAGACACCAUCUUGGCUAGGACUGCCUAAUAAUGCAGAGAAGGUGCUGCUGACCAACCUAGGAGCUAGCAUGAUCUCCAAGCUGCUCAAGAUGUCCAUGCUGGAUGAGGAAGAUGAUUUUACUACCUCUUCCACGGAGAGAAAGAAACGACCUGGUUCCACCUCCGAUGGUCGACCAGCCUGGAUGCGCAUCUUACAUACAUCCGUCAAGAACUGGUCGUCCAUAAUUCCCAAGUCACUGACUCUGCUCAAGCGUACAGCAGAUAACAUCAAGGACCCCCUGUUCCGCUUCUUUGAGCGGGAGAUCAACCACGGUGCCACUUUGCUGCGUGAUGUACGCACCGACCUGCAGAAUGUAGUCCUGGUCUGUGAAGGCAAGAAGAAGCAGACCAACCAUGACCGUGAGCUGAUCGGCGACCUAGCCAAGGGAAUUCUGCCAAAGAGUUGGAAUCGCUACACUGUGCCUGCCGGUCUGACCGUCAUCCAGUGGGUGUCAGACUUCAGUGAGAGAGUCAAGCAGCUACAAAAGAUAGCUACUGCAGCAAGUAGCGGUGGAGCCAAGGAGCUGAAGACUCAAGAUGUGUGGCUGGGUGGACUAUUCACACCAGAGGCUUACAUCACUGCUACCAGGCAGUUUGUGGCUCAAGCUAACAGCUGGUCUCUUGAAGAACUCAACCUUGUGGUGACAGUUUCUGAUCCAGGCCAGCAGCUUAAGAUGGAUGACUGCAGCUUUGCUGUUACAGGCCUGAAACUGCAGGGUGCCAAUUGUAAGGGAAACAAGCUGUAUAUCACAUCCAUCAUCUCCACAGAUCUGCCUCCGACGGUCUUCAAGUGGGUUCGAGGAACUUCUGACGCAAAGAAGAAGGUGUUGCUGCCAGUUUACCUGAACCAGACCAGAGCAGAACUCCUCUUCACCGUGAACAUUGAGAGUGGAGAUGCCGAAGGCACGAACAAGGGACAUAGUUUCUAUGAGCGGGGCGUAGCGCUUCUUUGCAGUGGGCUGUCUGCAUGAAAGGCGGCAGCCAAAAUGUGGGAAAUGGAUAUUCCAGGGACUUUAGCACAGCAAAGAACCAUCAUGUACCAUUAUGUCAUGGCUGAUUAACAUGGCCUUUUCCUGUCAAGCUCCAUUCAUUGAUCUGCAGUAAUUUAAAUACAGUUAGUUGAAGGUAAUGCAUACAUUCAGUUUAUAAAACAAAUGUAAAAAAGUUGGGUGAAAGCUGUUCCUGGUGUAUGCUGGACUGCAGCACAGGAUAUAUUUGUGUGGGGUUGUGUCCACAUGGUACUGUAAUACUUAAGAAUAUGCGUGUAAUCCAACUAUAUAGACAAUGACGACGAUGUGUUCUAGCGGGAAACUUGGCAGUUAUUUUCUUGUAAUUGGUGGGUAUUUACAAAAUUCAUCACCUUCACGGAUGAUGAGGUUGUAUUUAAGACCUUGAUUUACUUGCAUGAUUAGAUUUUAGAUGAGGAAGUCAGAUACCAUUAACAUAGAUGUGAAUUUUAACAACACUUCUGAUGUUUCUUGUCAUUGAGAAUCAUAGCAGAUACUACAUGGGGAUGAAUAGUAGAGAAAAGAAAUUUGAGAAGAGAAAUGGGGGAUUCAAAUCAGGAUUUGUGAGUUUUUGAUGCAUAUUUGAUAUUUAAAUGGGCUCUAGCUGUUAUCAUCUUAGAUUUUAAAUGGCUGAGGAAGUAAAAUAGGAGGAAGAAAAUACAAAAUACUUUUCUUUAGCAAGUAGUGCACGAUAUUUGUCAUCUUUGUGUAGAUUUAAGUCAUAAUGUCUGCAUGUGAAACAAAAUAUUGGCUGUUUUGAUUGACUUACGUUGAAAAAAAAACCUACUUUAAUGUUUAAACCUUGUGGGUCAAAAAUCCUCAGUUUCUGUAAACUUUUUGUUUUCUUUAAUACUUAUCACAUCUUAAUAGUGGUAAAAGGAAAAGAAUUUACUGCAAUACAAAGCUAGCCACAGCUGAAAAUAGAAAUCUAGAAAAUGUUUAGAAUAUGUGGCUGAUUUAGUUGGAUAUCUUUAGACGAGUUAAUGCUCUACAUGUACAUGUAUGUUAGAGGAAAGGAAAUGACAAGUUUGCUAACAAUUAAAGUUCAGUGUCGUGAAAGUACAGUGUAGCUGUCCAUAAGGUAACUAAGGAAAUUAUUGUUGGAAAGCAUAUUUGUUUAAUGAUAGUUAUGGGACUAAGCUCCCUGUAGAAUAGUUCUUUCAGGAAAGCUUACAUUUUUCGAAAGAAAUGACUGGAGGCCAUUUCCAAUGUCUAUAAUCAAUGCGUUUUUGGAAAUUGCCAGUAGUAGUUCAUUUUUGAUUUGGCAGAGUACGUGCAAGCCUUCACAUGAUCUGCAUGGUUGCUGUCAUCUAUUACGUCAGUGUGCUUAACUGCAGUCAUCUGAAUUACAGCGUUUCCUGAACACUGAAUUGGAGAGCAGAACAAACCAUGACUGCAACUUUUGAUUUUAGCUUUUCAACACUUUUUAGCCACAAGGAAAUGUAAUGCACAAAUAGCAAGUGAAUGACCUAUAAAUGAUAACACCUUAUUAUGAAGUUUGAUAUUUGGUUAAUGCUGUGGAUAAUUUUAAUGGUGUAUUUCUUCAAGAAUUCCCUUUAAAACAUAAAUGCAUGCUACAUAUACCACAAUUAAACGUAAUGAUCUUUAAAUUUAAAGUAGGUAUUUACACAUUGAUCAAGUUUUGGUUUGGGGUUUUUUCAUGUUUCUUUUUUUUUUAAUAUAUUUUAUUGUCUGUUGUGAUUAAAUGAAAGAAUAGACUAGAA
Molecule: messenger RNA, 15842 nt
Organism: Acanthaster planci (crown-of-thorns starfish)
Lineage: Eukaryota; Metazoa; Echinodermata; Asteroidea; Valvatida; Acanthasteridae
Gene: dync1h1
Product: dynein cytoplasmic 1 heavy chain 1
Biological process (GO): microtubule-based movement
Cellular component (GO): axonemal dynein complex
Molecular function (GO): dynein intermediate chain binding; dynein light intermediate chain binding; ATP hydrolysis activity
Source: RefSeq, a predicted model, not a curated record